Morone saxatilis (striped sea-bass) is the source of this 3264-nucleotide messenger RNA. RefSeq names its product potassium voltage-gated channel subfamily A member 2. Gene Ontology annotation, biological process: potassium ion transmembrane transport; protein homooligomerization. The transcript has a single exon. The record is from RefSeq and is a predicted model, not a curated record. Lineage: Eukaryota; Metazoa; Chordata; Actinopteri; Moronidae. Gene Ontology annotation, molecular function: delayed rectifier potassium channel activity; protein binding. Gene Ontology annotation, cellular component: dendrite; axon terminus; voltage-gated potassium channel complex. The coding region runs from base 121 to 1617 and encodes 498 amino acids.
UCCUGUGGCCGUCAGGUCUUUACGGUGUUGAGCCCCCUCCUUCUCCUGGCCCCUGCCUGCAGUUCUCCAGGCUGCAGGACCCAGACUCACUGAAAAGUGCAGGCCUCCUCCCCCUGCAGAAUGACUGUUGCCACAGGCGACCCCUCUGACGAAGCGGCUGCACACCCGGGGAACCCGCAGGACUACGACCCGGAGGCCGACCAUGAGUGUUGUGAGAGGGUGGUCAUCAACAUCUCAGGGCUUCGCUUUGAGACUCAACUCAAAACCCUCUCCCAGUUCCCAGAGACACUGCUGGGGGACCCCAAAAAGAGGAUGCGGUACUUUGACCCGCUGAGGAACGAGUACUUUUUCGACAGGAACAGACCCAGCUUUGACGCCAUAUUGUAUUAUUACCAAUCAGGGGGGCGGCUAAGAAGGCCGGUCAACGUCACCCUUGAUAUUUUCUCAGAGGAGAUUCGCUUCUACGAGCUGGGAGACGAGGCCAUUGAGAUGUUCAGAGAGGACGAGGGUUUCAUCAAGGAGGAGGAGCGGCCUCUUCCUGAUAACGAGUUUCAGAGACAGGUGUGGCUGCUGUUUGAGUACCCUGAGAGCUCAGGUCCUGCUAGGAUUAUUGCCAUAAUCUCUGUCAUGGUCAUCCUGAUAUCUAUAGUCAGUUUCUGCCUGGAGACCCUCCCCAUUUUCCGCAAUGAUGAAGACGAUAUGCACAAGUCUCACGCAAAAGUUUUUUCACCUGAGACCAACACCACAAUCAUCAGCUAUACAUCCACCUACUUCACUGACCCCUUCUUUAUCCUGGAGACUCUCUGCAUUAUAUGGUUCUCCUUUGAGUUUCUAGUGCGCUUCUUUGCCUGCCCCAGCAAAGCGGGCUUUUUUGGUAAUAUAAUGAACAUUAUUGAUAUUGUUGCUAUCAUCCCUUACUUCAUCACUCUUGGCACAGAGCUAGCAGAAAAGCCAGAUGAUGGUCAAGCGGGUCAGCAAGCCAUGUCUUUAGCCAUUCUCAGGGUCAUCCGCUUAGUACGAGUCUUCAGAAUCUUCAAGCUCUCACGUCACUCCAAGGGGCUUCAGAUUUUGGGUCAGACCCUGAAAGCCAGCAUGAGAGAGCUCGGCCUGCUCAUUUUCUUCCUCUUCAUAGGGGUCAUCCUUUUCUCAAGCGCCGUCUACUUUGCUGAAGCAGACGAGCCCGAGUCGCAGUUCGAAAGCAUCCCCGAUGCAUUUUGGUGGGCUGUGGUGUCCAUGACAACAGUCGGUUAUGGUGAUAUGGUCCCAACUACGAUUGGCGGAAAGAUCGUGGGCUCCCUCUGUGCCAUUGCAGGUGUGCUGACCAUUGCCUUGCCCGUGCCUGUCAUUGUGUCCAACUUCAACUACUUCUAUCACCGUGAGACUGAAGGGGAAGAACAGGCGCAGUACCUGCAGGUCAACGUGCCCAAAGCCGAUUCAGCCGAGGAGCUGAAGAAGAGCCGGAGCGGCUCCACCAUCAGUAAAUCAGACUAUAUGGAGAUCCAGGAGGCUGUGAACAACAGCAACGAGGACUUUCAGGAGGAGAACCUUAAGACGGCCAACUGCACACUGGCCAACACAAACUAUGUAAACAUCACCAAAAUGCUCACAGACGUGUAGUCAUCUGCUAUUUCCCUCCCCGUCACAACGGGAAAUGUGGAGCUGAGCAACUGGACAGGACAGGUGUGCAGCCUCCCACCUCACUUGUGCUGGAAAAAUCAAGGCAAUAGAAUUCAGGAUGUUGAUGAUGAUAGACAGCGAAAAAAAAAAUAUUACAACAACAGACCAUCCGCUCACUCCGCGCUCAUCCUGUCUUCACUCCUCACAACUUGCCCUUAAAACUCCUGAUAACUGUCAAACAGAGUGAAAUUUCAAAUUUUGCAUUUCUGCAUGGAGUUGGCUUUGUGUGGCUGUUUUAAAAAAACAAAAACAACUAAAGAUUCCCUGCUCACAACAGUAGCCAACAGUAGUGCAUACAAAGAAAAGAAAAAAGGGAGAAACACAGCAAGAAAAAAAAUUAUUUAUUGCUUUCUAAAAGAAAAAAAGCAACACAACACAAGCCCUGCUUUAGUCCCCCUUCCCUUUGGUCCCUCAUUUCCCAAGGCACACUGCUUUGCCAUGCGCUUUCUGAAGAGCCCUAGUUGCGCGCUACAUAUGCUGCUUCCUGGAGCCAAUGAAACAAAACUGUCUUAUGCUUCACCAUUUAGAAAUAAGAGGAUGUGUGAGCAUAAAGCAAGCCCACUCCUGCGCUGAUAUGGCCUGUGGGUGACUUGUGACGAGGUUGGUGGUUAAGUACACCACGUUAUUUCAAGGAUGAAUGACAGCCAUCAGUGCUAAGCUAAUGGUUCGACACCUUUUUUUUCCCAGCAGGCAUCAGUAUCUGAUGAAUGGCUGAGAAUGGCCUUGACUUUUCACUGCUUUGGUCUUACAUGUACUGUAUGUAUUGCAAUGCAAGCUUUCCCCCUUUCAUUCACCCAAAACUGGUCUUACUGCAGAGCUUUGAGGACAACUUGAAUGUUUCUUCUUGUUUUGUUUGUUUUUCACAGUUUCUCACACACACAUACACACACACACACACACAGACACACGCACACACAGUACUUCUUCAUAUAGAUAGUUACGUUAACAGUGACUUAACUGAUAGCCGGUAGGUAGGCAGGUGCUGUUAGUAGUAAACAUAGUCAGUAGAUUAUUGCAUGACAUUUUUAUCUGAAUGAGAAUUUCCACUUGUUUCUCGACUGCCACUUGCUUCAUCACACCACUGUAUAUUUGUCUGUACACUGCCUUCUAUACAAAUCCACACUUUUAAAAGGAUGCCUGCAGGUAGCUGUUACAAGAACCUAAAGCUGUAUGUUCUUAAGGAAUAAUCAUAAGGUCAAAUCCUACACUUGAUGCGGUGUCCUUGUCAAUAUUAACAUUCCAUGUAGAAGUCAUUGCCGUUAAACUUUUGCCAGGUCGCUGUAAACGCACCGCAGCUGAGCUGUGAUUUCAGGCGUAAACUCACACUCUAGUUUUGGACAUUAAUCCCAGUUGCAGAUGUGAUAGACUUGCAGUGCUGACUUUUUCACAGGUUUGUCAAAUGAUCACGUCCUCAUGAUCAAAAUAGCAUCUUUUAAGGACUCGUGUACGGAAUAACGCUUCCCCCGAACUGCCUUUUAUCUGGGUUUACGCUAUUCUCCUAGUCUUGCAUGACCUCAAAAACAUUCCUAGAAGCAUGCAUUUAAGCUUAAAGAAGAUGCCUCUGAGAAUAAAAAAAGGAUAAUUAUU